Molecule: messenger RNA, 2891 nt
Organism: Pseudophryne corroboree (corroboree frog)
Lineage: Eukaryota; Metazoa; Chordata; Amphibia; Anura; Myobatrachidae
Product: relaxin-3-like
Exons: 2
Coding region: 160-783 (207 amino acids)
Cellular component (GO): extracellular region
Molecular function (GO): hormone activity; G protein-coupled receptor binding
Source: RefSeq, a predicted model, not a curated record
GCGGUGCAGGACACCAGUAGUGACAGCAGGACCCGGUACCCGACACACACACAGCACCCCGGGGUCACAGCACUGCACACCCUCAGCAGCGCCCCCACCAGGCCAGGCUCUAGCUGCCGGGGAAGAAGCGCUCGCUGUCACACACUCACCUGAGUCCACAUGGCUCUGCUCAGGCGCUCGCUGCUGUUCGCGGGUCUCCUGCUGGUGCUAGUGCCGACGCUUCCCGCAGAACUGCGGGGACGGCGGAGCCCGGUGACCGCCUCGGAGUAUGGGGUGAAGCUGUGCGGCCGCGAGUUCAUCCGCGCUGUCAUCUUCACGUGCGGGGGUUCCCGGUGGAAGCGGCUGUCCCCGGAGCAGCAGGAGGAGCCCCAGCUGCAGCAGCAGGAGCGGAGGAGCCCGGGAUACCCGGGGAGAACGGCAGAUGGUUUGCAGGAUUCCCCAAAUAAAGAACUAAAUCAGCUGAAGUUACAGGCACUCAUGGAAUCUCACCUGGAACAGCUACAAAAAUCAGAUAUUCCAAUAAGACAGCAGAAUUAUUUUAAUUCCUAUGAUGAUGAUUACAACAAUUAUGUACCAAUAUCUGAAAGUUUCAAUGAAUAUGUACGGCAAGUGGAGGAUACAACCCAAAAGGCUCAGAGUGCAUCAGAAAAUAUGGCUGCUGUAGGUUCAGAUGGGUUUCCUUGGAUCAAAUUGUCUAGAAGACGAAGGGAAAUGUCUUUUGGAGUUGCAGGCAUUUGUUGCAAAUGGGGCUGCACAAAAUCGGAAAUCAGCACAUUGUGUUAAGAUGUAAAUACGUAUAUAUUUACUUAGAUCUUGUGUAGAGUCUACACAGACUUACUGUUAAUGUGAGUAUUUCACAUUCAUUGACUAUACACAAUAUUUGGUUGAUUGCUAUUUGUACAUUCACCAAAGGCCUUUUUGUGGCUUUUAUAUGUUAAUGUGGUUAUUACGAUUUUUGUCAAUAAAUUUUUUCUCUUUUGCUGUGGACAUUACUUGAUCAUUUGGAAUGUCAAAACAUUAGGGGGCUAAUUCAAACCUGAUCAUUGCUGUGCGUUUUCGCUCAGCGGGCGAUCAGGUCUGAACUGCGCAUGUGCAGGUGCCGCAGUGCGCCGGCGCAUACCAGAGAAGCUAUCAGCAUCUCGGCCCAGCGAUCUCCUCUGCCUGAUUGACAGGCAGAGGUGUUCACUGGGUGGGAGGAGGCAGGCCUGUGGCGUUGUGCCGCCGUUUUGGGGAUGUGGUCCGGGCAACUCAGGCGUGCCUGGACCGUGCGUGGGGUGGGCCAUGGCGGCUGCAUGAUGUCACACACAGCUGCUGUGACCCAGACAGUGACAGCUAGCUCCCUGCCAGUGCGCAGGAGCUGCGCUGUUAGGGUGCUACUUUUCAGGUACAAAAGCAUCGCAUGGUGGUGGGGGGAGGGCCAGACAUGUGGGGCGGACUAGCCCUGUGCUGGGCGUUCUCCCGCAUAUCAGGGUGGCUGAUCGUAGCCAUGCAAAAUUUUGCACGGGUACGAUCAGGUCUGAAUUAGGCCCUAGAUGUGUAAGAUUAGAUGUAUUUGGAAUAUGAAAGAAUAAAAGUUUAAUAUGAUGGCUGUGCAAUGACCCCAUAAUAUACAUAUCAUUGCAUUUGUACAUACAGUACAGGAGCAGAGAGAAUUAUAGGGUAGCUGAUAACAUAGUGAUUACUGAUAGGGUUGAGUACAAAAUCCCAAUAGUCAGAAGACUGACAUCCCGGGAAGUAUUUUACCCUACCCCUAACCCUACCAACCCCUAGUGCCUAACUCUAACCCUUCCCCUAGUGCUUAACCCCAACCCCAGUACUUUCUUCCGGGAUCUGUCGGGUUUCAGACUGUCGGUAUUUUGACAGCAUCCCAUAUUGAUAAUAUAAGAUUUGGGAGAUUGUAUUUAUUGAUAAAGCACUUAAAGCUGAUGUUUAUGCAGUUGAGUUUUUGUUUGCUAUUGCGCAUGUACGGACAAAACCUCCACGAUGCAUGCCUUACACAUAGUGUCCGCACAAAGGUGCUUUUGCGAUUGAUUUGGAUCGUAUUGUAAUAUUGAUUGCUAUUACUGAGCAGUGACUGGGAGGUGGCUAGAAGUGCACACCAAAACUGUCCAUCACACAGGCAUGUAAUGGGAGUGUCUCGGGAUUGUCAAUGCAAGUGGCUGUAAUUCUCAUAUGCACAGCCAUAGGAGGCAGACUCAGAUGGAGAAACUGCACAUGGCGCAAUCGAUGAUGCACCAAUGGUGGUGCUCGAAGAAACACCAACUUUAUUACAACAUGCAGAGAUGCUAAAAGGGGGCUUCUCAGUCCUUGCACAGCGUUACGCAAGCCUGUACACAGGGGAAGUGAGAUACUAGCAUUUGCAUAUACAGUGCUCACAACCAAAGCAAGAGCGAAUGCAGCUAUGUCUAUCUCCGAAUCAGGACCUUAGGCCAUAAAGUGGACUGAAAGCAUUGACUUGCAUAUUCAUAUUCUUAGUUGCAUGGGGGGUUAAGAUAUAUUUGAUUAAAAUUUUACUUUUAAUGAAUCAAUUUUUUUCACAAAAAAAUAAUUGUUGAAGUAGACUACAUUUAUUGUAUUAUUCUUUGUAUAACUGUAAUUUAUUACCAAGUUCCAAAUCUUUAAAAUCUGGGCCAGGAUGUACUGAAGUCCGAGUCUGGUGGCCAUGUGGGAUGCUGGCCAAACUCGGGAUGUUUUUUUACAGGGGCAAUCAUGUACAAGGCUAAAACAUGUACAUGAUUGCCCCUUUCAAAAAGCGUCAAAAUUCGGUGCAUCCCACACGGCCACUGAACUCGGACUUUAUUACAUCCCUCACCUGGUGUGAGUUUUGGCACACGAAUAGAACUGUGAAACCAUCAGAUAUAUAUAUUUUAUGCAUUUGCAUCUGUUAAAAU